This is a messenger RNA of Psylliodes chrysocephalus, 1582 nucleotides long. The record is from the annotation of a GenBank genome assembly. Lineage: Eukaryota; Metazoa; Arthropoda; Insecta; Coleoptera; Chrysomelidae.
UUGCAUAAAUAUAAAAGAGAAGAAAUUCAAAUAAAUUAACCUCUAUUUUUUGAAAUGUUUAUAUUAAAUCGAAAUGUAGGAAGUUUUAUAUGUCGAAAUUGUUCGAAAAGGGCAUUUCAUACUUCGCCUAUUUUGACCACAUUUUGGGAAAGAGAUGACAAAGGUGGGUACAGAGAUGAAUCAAAAUUGCCCCAGUUAAAGGACAGAUUGAGGGAAGGCCUGAAAGAACUAAAACACGAAGUUGGCUUAUGGAGUGAAGAACUAAAGGAAAGGUUUGAAAAUGAUCCAAUACUGACUUACAGGCCAGGAGAAGUGGAUGUGCAAUGGCAAUUCGGCACAGAAGACUCUUUAAAAAAAUGGUUAGUUACAAGUGAUAGUGAUAAUAACGAAGGCUUUAGUAAAUCUUCCUUGACACUUACAAAGGAAGGAAAAGGCUUAUUUUCUGGAAAUUUAGAUAUGAGAAUUCCAAAGGAUGGUAGAGUAAAAAGAGCUGGAUAUUGUAACAUGAAAACACUUAGAGUCAGGAAAUCAUUUAAGAGGGAAGCCCACAUAGAUUGGACAGCUUAUAAUAUGUUAGUAAUGAGAGUAAGAGGAGAUGGAAGGUCAUAUUUAUUGAAUAUUCAUGCUAAAGGUUAUUAUGACUUAACUUGGAAUGAUAUGUACCACUAUGUCCUUUUUACAAGAGGUGGGCCUUAUUGGCAAGUAGCUAGGAUACCCUUCUCAAAGUUUUAUUUUGGAUCUAAAGGUCGAAUUCAAGAUAGACAGGUUUCGGUUCCUCUAGAUAGAGUAGCUAGUUUUGGAAUCACAGCAGGGGAAAGAUAUGGAGGCGACUUCCAUUUAGAAAUAGACUAUAUUGGAGUAGAAUUUGAUCCUAAUCACAGAGAAGAGUUUGCAUAUGAAAUGUAUAGAACAGCCAAAGGAAUUGCAUCUGUAUAGAACGGUUUUUGAAUACUAUAAACUGUAAAUAAAAUUGUUUCUGUUUAGCAUGUUUUGUAGAAUAUUGCAAUCCUUAAAUUCCACAAACUUUAUUUUUCUUCUACAUUUUUUUUUAUUUUGGAAUAAAAUUAAAAUGUUCUGUAAAUUAAGCAGCUUAGGGAAUCAUUAGAUUUUUUCAUUAAAGUAUAUUCAUGUAAAAAAUAUAUUAAUAAAAAAAAUACAAUCUUUUAACACAUGAGUAGACUGACUAACAAACAAAAUACUGAUAAAAAAAUAAAAAAAAAUCAAACUAUACUGGUAACAGUUAUACAAAAUAGGAGUAAAAUAAUAGAGGUAUGUAUAAAAAUGUUCACUUAGCUUUGAUGGGGAAACUUGGUUUGAUACAAAUAUAAACAACUCAUACUUAAAAUUAUUCAAUCUGAAUCACUGUCGGAUUCAUUAAUAGGCGCCCUGCGUUUCUUUGUAGCAAAUCUAGGCCCUUUAUUUGGUUUUUUAUUUCCUUUACCACCUGUUGAUGUGGAAGUUUCUCCUCCAAAAUCAUAUCUAGCUUUUAACCUUUCUCGGAUUAGUAAACCUUUAAUGAGUUUCUUCCAGUUUGUGUACACUCUCUUUUCUAUUUUUUCGUUUUCUUUCUUUUCAAUCUCUU